Molecule: messenger RNA, 723 nt
Organism: Caenorhabditis elegans
Lineage: Eukaryota; Metazoa; Nematoda; Chromadorea; Rhabditida; Rhabditidae
Gene: clc-17
Product: Transmembrane 9 superfamily member
Exons: 5
Coding region: 79-606 (175 amino acids)
Source: RefSeq, marked reviewed
GAAGUUUUAUGGCACGUUGGCUAGUGCUAUUUCAACUCCAACACCUUCUCACUAUCUUUUACGGUCACAUCUUACAACAUGUUGAUUCCCUAUGCAUGUGUGAUUUCUUUAAUGUUUUUAAGCGUUAUUUUCAGUGCAAUCUCUUUAUUCACGUACGGUUGGGCUACCAUCUAUCCAUUCGAUUACGAUUAUUUUUACCCAGAUGAAGAAAUCCUUGUUGGAUUAGUGCCAUUUGAUUCAUUUGCUCCUGGAUGGCUGGUGGCAACAAGUAUUUUCAUGUAUCUCAACUUCGCAUGUGUUCUUCUAACUUUUUUCAUUUGCAUUAUUGGUUUAAUAAUCUUCAUGCUUCGAGGUGACUCCAAAUAUCAAAAAUAUAUGUUUGUAUUGAUCUGUGGAUCUUCACUUCUGACUGCAAUAUUUGGAGCAGUGGCAUUUGUGAUCUUCGUCGCAAGCAAUGACGGAGAACUUGAAAUGGAUCUUCAGGGAAAAGUCUCGAUUGGAUAUUCCCCUUUCCUGGAUCUAAUCGGUUUUGUGAUCGCGAUAAUUGGAACUGGUGUUUCUGCGUUUUUUACCAUUGCACUACUCAAUCCGAACAACGAGAUCUAACAAAUUUGAUCAUCCUUUUAAAAUUCAUUACGCAUUCGAUUUCCUUACGUUUUUUUUUAUCAAACACACUCCAUGUGAAAUACAAAGAUUCAAUGAUAAGAAAAACAUUUUAUUUGA